Messenger RNA from Macrosiphum euphorbiae (potato aphid), 714 nucleotides. The record is from the annotation of a GenBank genome assembly. NCBI's taxonomy places the organism in Eukaryota, Metazoa, Arthropoda, Insecta, Hemiptera, Aphididae.
AUGGACUUCCGGAGGUUGGCAUCUCCGGUCGCAGGCGCCACAAUUCCUGGCGGUAGGUUAAAAACGCAAGGGAGUAAACCCAUAAAUCAAACUAUGAACGGUACUACAAACAAUAAACUCGUUACCGGCCCAGUGGGAUUAGGACCCCACAGUACUAGUUGGAUCGGCGCUAGUAGCCCCGCCGUCCCCUUCUUCACCUUGCAAGGGCGAGCGAAGUGGAAGCCCCACACACGUAACGAUGGUUCUAAACCUGAAAAUAAGACAACGGCAAUGCCGGAACAUACUGACAAACUUUAUAGAAUGGCUCCACUCGGCCACCGUCCUCCCCUCCGCCUUCGCGGUGGGAACCGUGACAUUUCAGACAACAUCGAUACUGACAACGACCAAGGCGAUGGUCAAAUUAUAAUAACGUCCACAAAUGUACGGAAGAGGAAUGCUGGUGAGUCUCCUCCAGGCGCCGUGCCAGAAAACAUUACUACCGAAAGCUUGGCAAUAGAGUACCACAUCAAAGAUUGCAAACUGUUCCUACAGGAUAUGAUUAUAGCGACAAAAAUAGGGAAAAAGUGGAUGCAGGGGAUUGAAGACUUCCUUGAAAAAAUACAGUCAUGUAGUGGCAAUAUCGCCCUCGAAUCAGCGGUCAUAGCUGGCAGGUACCAAGAGGCUAAGACUAAGCUACUUUCAGUUCAGGAAGCCUACGGACACCUUCACGCGUGA